AUGCCGAACCUGUCCCUCUUCCAGAAGGGCGCCUGGGCCUCCGGAGGCUACUUGGCCAACGUCCAGGUGGACGGCUUCACCCUGCUGGGCGGCCAGCAGCAGUGGAUGUUGCGGAACUCCAACAUCUCUACGCCCGAUGCGGCUACCCUGGGCGGGCAAUGGAACGUGGUCUUAGUUGGAUGCACUGGCGCGCCGCGGGGCACGCUGCCCGCGGCGGGCUGGCAGGCGGCAAUCACCAACCUGGCGCAGACCCCGGUGAUCGCUGAGAAACCUUUCAUCUCCAUCGGCCCCACGGGCCUCUUCUUCCUGGAGAUUCCGGCGGUGCAGUUUCUGGCCGUGGGCCCCUCCCACGGCCCCGAGGCCAAGUCGGUGCCCUUCAGCGAGGUCUUCGUGGCCAGGUCUUCGGAGCCGGGGAUCAUCCAGAGCAAGCUGGACCUUGGGCUCCAUGUGGUGCUUUCUCCAGGAAUUUACGAGCUGUCAGCGCCGUUGACGCUGCGCACCUCGGGGCAGGUCUUGCUAGGGCUGGGCAUGGCCACCCUUGUCGCACCCAAAGACGGGCGGCCCUGUGUCUACGUUGCUGGCGCGGCAGCGGAUGUGCGCGUCGCCGGGCUGAUGCUGCAGGCAGCCGCGACCUCCGCCACGAAGACUCAGCCGAGCACGUUGCUGCAGUGGGGAGAGGCCUCCACACCAGCUUCCGACGCUUCAAAGCCAGGCUCUUGGAAACUGAUCGGACUUGUUACCCAGCGGCAAAGUCUCCUCAGCGUGCUGCGGCCUGGAGCGGAUCACUUCAGCUGCUGGAACUGGGCGAAGGCGUCUUAUCCGACAUCUUCGCUCGGGUGGGUGGUCCAGACACCGACCGGUCCAUAG
Effrenium voratum is the source of this 867-nucleotide messenger RNA. Lineage: Eukaryota; Dinophyceae; Suessiales; Symbiodiniaceae. The record is from the annotation of a GenBank genome assembly.